GGGCUCAGCAGCACAUGGGGGCCGGGCAAGAGAAGGGUGUGCUUGUUUCUCUGUGUCUGCGUGUGUGUGUGUCUGUGUGGGUCAAGCAUCAUCAGUGCCAGGCUAGAGAAGUGAGUGCUUGUGGCUCUGUGUGUGUCUGUGUGUGCGUGCGUGCGUGCGUGCGUGCGUGCGUGCGUGCGUGUGUGUGUGUGUGUGUGUGGUGUGUGUGUGAGUGCCUGUGUGGGUCAAGCAUCAUCCGUGCCACGACGGACACAACUGCGGCCGGUUCUCAGUGUAUCGUUGUGAUUGUGUUAUUGUCACUGUAUUGUGUAAAAUGCACGAAUGUUGUACAGCUUGUUGUGUUGCAUUUUUGCAUUGCCUCUGAGUACAGUCAAUACAGUAACGCUGAGUUCUGUACACUGAUUACAAUUGUAGAGUACAAUAAUGUAUGAAAAUCAUUUAGUUUUUUUACAGCUGCCAUUUGCUCCAAACGUGUUCCUAUUCAAUUAUAUUUAAAUCUGUUUUCUGAUAGUCACCGCUAAGUCUUAUGUGUUUUAUGUGUGUGUUAUGUGUGUAGCAUUUAGAGAUCGGCCCUUGAGUCAAGGUUGAAUGUGACCUUGCAAGCUCAGAAUUUCUCUGGGUAGUUUGAAUCUACUGUCAAAUACAAUAAUCUGUUUAAUUAUAUUCCAGAAAGUCAUCCUCCAUUUCUUGUAUGUGUUACUAAAUGUUGAGAUGUAUUAUAAACCUGUCACGCUCAAUGCUUAUGAUAAUGACCCAAAGAACCAAUUAAAGUUGUAAAUGCUAAUUCACAUUGUUCACAGGUGGACUAGCUUUAAGCGAUACAUCCCAUGCAGGUCUUUGUUAUAAUGGGAAACAUGUAUGACAAAAAACUAUUGAAAAUACAAAAUAAUUAAAAUGACCAUGUAAAAAUUAAUCUGGGUUCAUCACAUUGAAGAUCCUAUUGAAUUACAGCUUGUCCUCUUUAUAUUGUUGCAACUAUAAUGUGUAUAUGUUUAUGUUAGGCGGGUAAAAUAUAACAAUAUUUCACACAUAAAAAGGAGGAACAUAAAACUAAUCAGGGCAAGAAUUAGUAUUUGGGGAUGCUCAAAAUAUUUGUUUGCUAUUGAUGCCCGGUAACACUAAGUUUCACCUUAAAUACAAUUGUUCCAUUCCAUUGUCUAAUUUAAUACAAUUUGAUUACUUUCGCUGCGGGACUGAAAGAGACCAUGAAAGUUUACCAAUACAGGGACAUCCUUGGAUCAGUUACAGGAACUAUGAUUGUACUGUACAGUUGUAUGUCUAUCGUGACAUGACGUCAGGCGUACAUUACAUUGUUAUUAGGAAUUUUUGAAGGAAGACAAUUAUUGUGUAAUGUAAACUUCCACUUAUUCUUACUUAAUCUGUAAAGUGGUAAAGAAACCGAUCUCUGUUCUUGGAAGCCCGAAUAAUUCAUGCGGAGGGUUGUACUUGGUGGCAGCGAGGGGGGACGGGUCUUGGGGAGUAGCCAGACCGCUCUCACAGACUCACGCACACAGCCUCGCAUGGGUCACCAGCAGCAGUCAGACCGGAGUGCUACAGCUAGCUAGUGUGACUAGCAUCCGCCGCUUAACUUGGACCAGAAGAGACUCUGUUGUUGUUCUUUGGCGAUUUGUGGAGAACACCCGGAAACGAAGUUAGAUAUGUAUCGUGUGGACUUCUGCGUUUUAAAUGCUUUCAAUUAGGGCGAAACAAAAACACGCUUGAGUUAAGUUUUGCUAAACUUGGCGGUGGCAGUGAUUCAGUCUAUUGGUUGGAGGAGCGACAGCAGAUACCCUCCGAACGAGAGGGGCACGCGAACAAAGCCGUGAUGUCGGAAGACUGCGGGCGCCCUGCGUCCACCUCGUCCGUCUCCUCCAUCUCCCUGCUGGAGAUCAAGGGGGAGACGCGCCUGGUGCUCAAGGCCUUCCUGCGCAAGUCCCUGGACCUGCCCCUGGGCGACCGGCCGGGCCGGGUGGGGGGCGCCUACAAGGACAAGAGCAAAUACAGCUCUCAAUUUUACCGACGGACGGACGAUGAGGCCAGCUCCGGCGAUGAGAUGAAGAAAGGCUUGAAGAGCCUCAUCCGGCGCACCAUGCGUCGGCCCCCCAAAGACCCCGCCCCCGGGAACAAGGACCCCAACGGCUCCCUGGAGAAGGACGCGCGGCCCAAGGCUGCCCCCGGCCUCGCCGUGAACCGCCUCCGAGAGCAGGACGAGCCCUUCUCCCCGUCCUCCACGUCGGAGGAGGACAACGGGGAGCCCCGGCUGCACAAGAAGACCAAGAAGACCAAGAAGCUGAAGAAGCAGUUCUCUGAUCUGUUCCGCCGCAAGAACCCCAAGGACUCUCCGGAGAAGACGGACCCCCGGCCCCAGAGGCCCAACAAGCUGUCCCUCAACAUCGGGCUGAAGGCCCCGGACCUCAUCGACUCCCCCAACCACCCUCCUGAGUUCUACGAGGACGUAGCAGAGAGACUGGAAAGGAUUGCCAAGCGGUCCAACACCACUAAGAGGAUAGCUAGUCCGGUCGAAGCUCCAGCCGCCCUCGUGACCAACUCAUCCACUGCCCAACCCACUGAACCUGUUUUAACUAAGGAAGAGGUGGUGAAUCAGCUCAUCAAUGUUCUCUCCAUGGAAGCAGAUGCCAUCACCUCAAAGAUCCAGUCGGACCCCUUCCUUCGCAACAAGCUGACGCGCCUCUCAUACCCCUCCUUCGCCAAGCUCCUGGACGCCUUCAGCAACAUCGAGGCGCAGCCCGCCGUCCCGCCGCUGCCGGCGCCGCCCCCCCCCGGCGCCAGCCCCACCCUGCGCCGCGUGGCGGUCACCAUGGAGGUGUCGCGCCGCGUGGUCACGGCCACCGGCGCCCAGCGCAUGCAGGGCUACGCCGAGCGCUACAUGGAGACCUUUGCUCCCUGGCUGAAGAGCCACGGCGGAUGGGAGAACAUUGUCCAUUUAGAGGAGGCUUCUGAGUUUGACUGAGAGGUCAGAGGAAACCUUCCCUAGUGGCCAACAGGGGUAUGACCACUUCCUGAAAAGCCGAACCGUUUCUCUCCCACCUGCUGGGAGAGAAGACGGCCCCCGAGAGCAGCCAUCUUUAGCUGCGGGGGCAUUGAAGAACAAAGGCUUCCUCGUUGAAGACGACAUUGCAAUGGUUUUGAAAGCAUAAAAAACGUGAAUACAUGAAUGAAUGUAUCAUGAAUCAGUUUGGAACAUCCAGAAAGUCCUAAUUUUGGGGUUUGGAUUGAGCCCAGGUCGUUAAUCCACGAGGUAUAAAGAUAUGAUUAGGACUAGAGCAUCAACAGGUCUCUAGGAGGUCGUUGCUUUUUAUAUGACACGUCUUUACAAGAACUGAACAAAGAACGUUUCUUAAUGAGGGGUGGUACUGUUUACCAUUGUAGGACUAAUCAGUGCGAGGAUGUGAUCUCAUCCAGGAACACACGAUGCAGUCUGGUUGUUCUGGGCCCUCAGUCCAAACCCCCCUGAAACGGUUGGGAAUGCCGUGUCUUAACAAGCCUU
This is a messenger RNA of Gadus morhua (Atlantic cod), 3508 nucleotides long. RefSeq names its product BCL2 like 12 (gene bcl2l12). The transcript is spliced from 8 exons. Gene Ontology annotation, biological process: regulation of extrinsic apoptotic signaling pathway. The coding region runs from base 1826 to 2971 and encodes 381 amino acids. NCBI's taxonomy places the organism in Eukaryota, Metazoa, Chordata, Actinopteri, Gadiformes, Gadidae. The record is from RefSeq and is a predicted model, not a curated record.